AUGGGUAUCCCCGCGGCUUUCCGAUGGCUCUCCAACAAAUACCCCAAGAUCAUCUCGCCAGUGAUCGAGGACAACCCUAUAGUCAUGGAUGAUGGCUCCACGAUUCCAGUUGAUACUACUAGACCUAACCCCAAUGGCGAGGAGUUUGACAAUCUCUACCUGGAUAUGAACGGUAUUGUUCAUCCGUGUUCUCAUCCCGAGGACAGACCUGCCCCCAAGGACGAGGAGGAGAUGAUGUUGGAAGUCUUCAAGUACACAGACCGUGUUGUAAAUAUGGUUCGCCCCAGGAAGCUCCUCAUGAUUGCAAUUGAUGGUGUUGCCCCCCGUGCCAAGAUGAACCAGCAGCGAUCUCGACGUUUCCGCUCCGCCCAAGAAGCCAAGGAGAAGGAGCUUGACAAGCAGGAACUGUAUAAGAUGAUCAAGCAGCAGAACGGUGGCGUUCUCCCCCAGGAGACGCUCGAGGCCAUGACCAAGAAGGCUUUUGACUCCAACUCGAUCACGCCCGGAACUCCCUUCAUGGAUAUCCUUGCUGCUAGUCUGAGAUACUGGUGUGCUUAUAAGCUCAACACCGACCCUGGUUGGGCAAAAAUGAAGAUCAUCAUCUCCGACGCUACUGUCCCUGGCGAAGGUGAGCACAAGAUCAUGAACUUUGUCCGGUCUCAGCGGACUUCCCCCGAGCAUGACCCCAACACGCGCCAUGUAAUCUACGGCUUGGAUGCCGACUUGAUCAUGUUGGGCCUGGCAACUCACGAGCCCCACUUCCGCGUUCUGCGCGAAGAUGUUUUCUUCCAAGAGGGAAAGGUCAGGACGUGUAGAAUGUGCGGUCAACCGGGCCAUGAAGCCAAGGACUGCCGUGGUCAAGCCGCGCCGAAAGAUGGCGAUCAAGUAGACAAGAAGCCCAUGCCGCUCAAGCCUUUCAUCUGGUUGCAUGUGUCAGCGCUGCGCGAGUACCUCGCGGUCGAGCUUGAGGUCCCUGGUUUGCCCUUCCGCUUUGACCUUGAGAGAGCCAUUGAUGACUGGGUGUUUAUGUGCUUUUUCGUUGGAAAUGACUUCUUGCCCCAUCUUCCGGCUCUUGAGAUCCGCGAGAACGGGAUCGACACCCUGACAGCUAUAUGGAGAGACAACCUCCCUACCAUGGGGGGCUACCUUACCCAGGAUGGGCACGUUGACCUAGCUCGAGUACAGUACAUCUUUGAGGGGUUGGCCAAACAGGAGGAUGCAAUCUUCCGCAAGAGAAAAGAGGUUGAAGAGCGAAGGGAGGCUAGUUUCAAGCGCCGCAAGCUAAACGAGCAGAGAAACGGCCGAAACGAUAACCGUAAUGGAGGCGGGAAUGGGUUUCCCCCAGGCCCGCCGAAAGCUCUGACUCAUGAUAUGAUUAUCAAUAGGCCUCCCGUUGAGGAUGCGAAUCUGGCAAACAAGAGUGCCGCAGCAAUCUUGAAGAGCCAAAUCCAAGGUCUCAUGGGCAAGGCAGGCUCGGCCGACGGAGCGAAUGCGGAAACUUCCCCUUCAGCAGCGGCAAAGCGCAAGGCAGACGUACUCGAGCAGGACGGAAGCGCCUCGGGUGCCGCCACCCCUUCAACGCCCAAGAACGAGCCCGCCGAGGAUACCGUGAGGCUUUGGGAGGAUGGCUAUGCUGAUAGGUAUUAUGAGCAAAAGUUUCAUGUCGACCCCAAGGACAUCGAGUUCCGGCACAAGGUCGCCCGAGCCUACACGGAAGGACUUGCUUGGGUCCUCAGGUACUACUUUCAGGGCUGCCCGUCCUGGGAGUGGUUCUACCCCUAUCAUUAUGCGCCGUUCGCCCAGGACUUUGUAGACCUUGGGAAAAUGGAGAUCAACUUCGAGAAGGGCAGGAUAUCGAGACCGUUUGAGCAGUUGCUCAGCGUACAGCCUGCAGCGUCGAAGCACGUCCUACCUUCGGAGUUCCACGAUCUCAUGACCAACCCCGACAGCGAGAUCAUCGACUUUUACCCAGAAGACUUUGAGGUCGACCUCAAUGGGAAGAAGAUGGCUUGGCAAGGUGUGGCUUUAUUGCCUUUCAUCGACAUGCCGCGUCUCUUAGCCGCCGCGGAGAAGAAGUAUCCCCUGUUGAGUCCUGAGGAUGCUUUACGCAACGGCGUUGGAAAGGAGGCACUUCUUCUGUCCGAGGCUAACCAGGAGUUGUAUGAUGUUAUCAUUACCAAUUUCUAUUCGAAGAAGCAAGGUGCGCCGAAGUACAAGAUCGACCCGCGCCUGGCUCAGGGCCUAUCCGGCAGGGUGGAGAAGCUGGAUGAGUAUCUCCCACAUGGGGCUUUGGAGUAUCCUCUGGGCAGUGAUAGCAUGCCAAAUGUCGACGAUGAUCGUUCAUUGACGGUGAACUACGAGAUGCCGACUACUACCCAUACUCACAAGUCCAUGCUCCUGAGGGGCGUUGAACUUCCCACGCCAGCCUUGACUCCCAGUGAUAAGGAUGAGCUUCGGGGCAAGUUAAGAAAUGCUGGGAGGAGCUACGGUGGCGCUCCUCUAGGCCGUGGCGGUUACGGAGACAAUCGCAGAGGAAGAAUCAACUAUGGGCCAGAUUCAGGUGGACGGGGUGGACGACAGAACGGGCCGCCGUCUUACAAUGGCAACCAGAACCACUACCCAGCACCCAACGGAUUUCCACCGGUGCCGCCCCCUGGCUGGGUGCCACCGCCACCGGGCUACCCAGGUUUCGGUGCUGGCUUACCGCCGCCUCCCCCCGUCCAUUAUAAUGGCGGGCAUGGCAACUUCGGAAACCAAGGCUAUCGACCUCCACCCCCGCCUCCGGGGUCACAAGGAGGUUAUGGCGGAUACAAUGGCCACUCGAACUCAGGCCCCCCGGGAAGGGAUCAGUAUAAUCGCAAUCAAAACCGCCGUCCUUACGACGAUAACCGUGGUUACAACGGUGGUCGGAAUCACAGAUAG
Molecule: messenger RNA, 2922 nt
Organism: Neoarthrinium moseri
Lineage: Eukaryota; Fungi; Ascomycota; Sordariomycetes; Amphisphaeriales; Apiosporaceae
Exons: 3
Coding region: 1-2922 (973 amino acids)
Biological process (GO): nuclear-transcribed mRNA catabolic process
Cellular component (GO): nucleus
Molecular function (GO): RNA binding; 5'-3' RNA exonuclease activity; zinc ion binding
Source: RefSeq, a predicted model, not a curated record